ACUGGCUGUAAAAGUUGUUUCCCAUCUUUCUAUUUUCCUUCUAAUCUUAGUUGUGUUUUUGAUGGCAUAUUUUACACCACUUACUGUGUUUCAGUCAUCAGUAAUAAUAUGCCUCACUCACUAUGUCUCUAUUGCCUUUUGAGUGACCCAUCAUUUUGAUAUUUUCAGAGACUGAUAUUCCAUGAUUCAAAGUCAUAUGCCGUAUAUGGAAAAAUACAUUAUAAAAAAGGUAAGUUUUUGUUUGAGAGAUGUUUGUCGCUAUAAGAUUUCCCAAAUUCAAUCCAGUCUAGCCCACUCCCUAUAUAUUUCUUGAUCCAGUUCACUGUCCAUAUGUAAUGUCUGCCUAGAUGUAUGUACUAUAUGUAUAACUGUUUUACCAUCCAACUGUGUGUGCAAUGCUUGGUUUUUCCUCUGUGGAUUGUCAGGCUCAAUUUUUAAGCAGAAUUACUUCAGGAGAAUCUGCAGUGUUUUGGGUCUUGAUCAAAUCAGCAUGAUGUCAUCUGCAACAGGAGCAUCUUCAGGACCUCAUCAUCUAUAUGGAAUCACCCUAUUUGGACUCUGAUAGAUAUUUUCAAUAACAGUGGCAAACACUUUUGAUGUGUAACUGUUCCUAUUCUAUGCCCUGCUUAAUAUUAACGAUCAGAGGAUUGUCAAACAUUUCCAUUCUUGCCUCUAAUAAGGAAUGUUAUGUAAUUUUAACAUGCAUGGAAAACUCUUUGCUGGAAGUAUUUAAAACUGCAAUUUGAUUUAAUAAAUCAAAUUUUUUUUUAUGGUCCACCAAAAACAAGCAUAGCGGGGUCUUACAUUCUCUGCACUGUUCAGAGUUCUGAUCUGCCGUAGCCAGCUUGUUUCCUUGUGCUGUUUUCAUCAAAUAUGCCUGUGAUAACUGUGCAAAUUAUUCUCCGAGAUUUUGUAAAUACGAGCAAGCAAGCAUAUGAAAUAAUAUUUUAUAUGCUCCUUUUUUUUUAAGUGAUUCCAUAUGUAAUUUCCCCCUAGUUAUCUGGUAUCUUUUCUUUUUUCACAAUUUUACAAAUCCUACAUAGGGUACAAAUCCCACCUAAGUCACAAUAAAAUAAUUAAGUUUAAUUGUAUCUGAAAGUGAUUAUAUCUGAAUACAUGACCUUACUCUAUAGUGUGUUUGCUUAAAUCCGUACCAACGUUGUACACUGAGAUUUUUGUUGCACUUUCUUUAACAGCCAGACAAACAGGUUUUGGGAUUUCAAAUUGCAUGCCUUAUCUUCUCAGGUUUAUCCUACUUUAAUAUUUUGAUCCUCACCCUAUGAUCUCUAAUUUCUAUCAUCUAACUGUAAACAAUACUAUUUAAGAGAUGGCUUCCACAUCAAUCCUCAGACAUUUCCUGUCCGUUAAGAUAAGACCCAAUUGCAAAAGUUAGUUUUGGACAGUUUUUGAGUUUAAGAUGUCCAUGGGAGUUUAAUGAAUGCUAGCAAACAAGAGUGAUGGUGAUGCACAUUAAACACUUCAAAAACAUUCCAGUGCUAUAUGAAUGUCAAUUACUGUUUGUUGGAAAGGGCCGUGGGAGGUGAGGUGACUAGUCCCGAGUCCCGCAGCCAAUGAAGCCGAGGAGCCAGGCCUCAGACCAGCCUUGUGACUCCGAUCCACAGCAAGCCAACUCCUCGCUGCAGCAGCCAUAGAGCUGGGAGGCCCCGAUUGCCUAGAGCUCCUCCUUCUCUUUGGUUGACGAAGACAGCGGAGGAUGAGGGGAUAACGUAAUCACCCCCCCCGUGUUCCCCCCCACCCCGCCCCCCCACCUGACGACUUCCGCUCGGCUGGAAGGUGGAAGGAGAGUGCGAGGACUAGGAGGAGGAUACCUAGAGCCCUCGGCCCCAGAUAGCGCAAUGCGAUCGGUUAGUUACGUGCAGCGAGUAACCCUGGAGUUCAGCGGGAGCCUCUUUCCGCAUGCGAUUUGUCUCGGCGACGUUGACAACGAUGCGUUGAAUGAGCUGGUGGUGGGAGACACUGGUGGGAAGCUGUCAGUGUACAAGAAUGAUGACACCCGGCCAUGGAUCACCUGUUCCUGCCAGGGAAUGCUUACUUGUGUUGGGGUAGGAGACAUAUGUAAUAAGGGAAAGAACUUGGUUGUGGCAGUAAGUGCUGAGGGCUGGUUUCACCUGUUUGACCUGAUGCCUGCCAAGACUCCAGAUACCUCUGGGCACCAUGAGGCACCAGCGGGCGAGGAGCAUCGACCAGUGUUCAAGCAGCACAUCCCUGCCAACACCAAAGUCAUGCUGAUCAGUGAUAUUGAUGGGGAUGGGCGUUGCGAGCUGGUGGUGGGCUACACAGACCGUGUGGUGAGGGCAUUCCGAUGGGAGGAUGCCAGUGAUGGCAUGGAACAUGUGACUGGACAGCUGAUUUCACUUAAGAAAUGGCUACUGGAGGGACAGGUAGACAAUCUGUCAGUGACUCUGGGGCCUCAGGGAACCCCUGAACUGAUGGUAUCCCAGCCAGGCUGUGCUUAUGCCAUUCUACUGUGUACCUGGAACAAGGGGCCCCUCCCUGUCCCUGAGGAGAAUAACAGAGAGACCCCUGCUGUUCGGGAUGUCAUCCUGCACCAGACGUCUGGCCGCAUCCACAAUAAGAAUGUUUCCACCCACCUCAUUGGCAACAUUAGACAUGGCCGAAGCAGUGAGAAUAGUGGCUCAAGUCUCUUUGCCCUCUGCACCCUUGAUGGAACUCUAAAACUCAUGGAGGGAGCAGACAAGCUGCUGUGGUCAGUACAGGUGGAUCAUCAACUUUUCGCCCUAGAAAAACUGGACGUUACAGGCAAUGGAAGUGAGGAGGUAGUGGCAUGUGCCUGGGAUGGACAGACAUACAUCAUUGAUCACAACCGAACUGUGGCUCGCUUCCAGGUAGAUGAGAAUGUCCGUGCCUUUUGUGCAGGCCUGUAUGCCUGCAAAGGAGGUCAAAACAGUCCCUGCUUAGUAUAUGUGACUUUCAACCAGAAGAUUUACAUAUAUUGGGAUGUGCUGCUUGAGCGGAUGGAGUCCACCAAUCUGGUGAAGGUGUUGGAGGCUGAGCCAGAGUACCGGGGCCUACUACAAGAAUUGGAUGUGGAUCCUGAUGACCUCAUUGCUGUCCGAGCAUUGCUCCAUCAGACACUUUACUAUCCAGAUCAACCACAGUCAGAUAAUCCUUCAAGCAACCCAGAUCCUUCUUAACUGGAGGUGCUUUCCCAAGGGAUGAGGGACUUUCUUUCCCGGUUAUCAAGAAAGAGAGUUGGAGCAGAGAAGGAAAGAGACAGCAUGUUUGUGGCAGAAAGUUAAACUGAAUGCAGAAAAAAUAAUUUGACCUGACUCCUUCCUAGAAGAGCCGUGUCCAUAGGAUCAUAGAGGUGAAAAGGACCUCAGAGACUAUCUAGUCCUACCCUCUCAUUCUGCAAAUGAGGAAACUAACCCCAGGGAGAUUUUAAGUGACUUGCCCUAAGUCACAUGUAUUGUGAAAGUUUUUUUCUGGAUCAGACUUCCCCUCCCCCUCUCAACUCUUAGAAGGGCUAUUCACCUGGAAAAUCACCAUUUCAAACUUGAUAGUAGCCUUUCUGUGUUCAUUGUGUGGGAGUCAAUUUGAAUCAUUUUUUAGGCCUGAUCUGAUCUGUUUGCUUUCUUGAUUGUCCUUUUGGAUUAUACUGUCCCCAUUAAUAAGUCCUGUUUAUAUGAGUCAGAUGGAAUCCAAGUUCCAUUCUUUCUCCUUCUGCCUGAGGAGAGACAAAUAAUAAUAACAAUAUUGUCAUCAUUUAUGUAGUGCUUUAAAGUUUGCACACUGUUUCAUAUGUAUUACUUUAAUUGUUGAGUUUCCUCUAGCAAGGAUGGGGCUAAUGGUAAGAGGAAGCCAGAAAGGACUUAGAUUAGAGAAGCAGUGUUUAUUCAGAUGAAGAGGCAUUUGGGCUGGGGCCUGCUGGAAAUUUGCUAGAGGCAGACCUAGGAAAAGGAACAAGGAAGGACUAUGAAAGUAGAGGACACAGGAAAAUUAGAUUGAGGGGAAUGACAGACUUGUUGAGACCUAGGAUAGGGCAAGAUUAUAAUUUAAUGAGCUAUUGUCUUUUGUUUUAGAGGGACUGAUGGAUAGGGAUCGAGAAAGGGGGUAUCCCUCCACUUCAAUAAGGCAAGAGAAUAGACAGGGGGAAAAGGUUAUCCUCAGAACCAGGAAGACCCAGUUCCUACCUAAUCUAGCCCAUAGGCCAGUGCCUUUGAGUCAUAUUUUGGGAGAAGGGAGACAACCAGCCAGAAAAGCACUCUGGGGCCCAAUGUUUUGGCAUCCAAAUCUCUCCUAAAAAUGAAAACAAGGGAGAUUCUUUUCUCUUUGGGCUCAGCACCCAGCUGAAGGAAGCUACUAGGAUUCAGGCAAGGUGAACUCCAAGUUUAUGGAGGUAGACAUGCAGAAUGGAAAAGAUAAAGAGGCCCAUAGCAAUUAGAUGGGGCUCCAAAGUUAAAGCUAACAAUGUCCACUCCCAUAUCUCACACUUAAGGAGAAAAAUAUUCCCUACAGAGUAUGACCAUGCAAUCACUGAAUUGUUCAUACCCUUUGAUCCUGUGAUCUCACUACUAGGCAUGCACACACACACACACACACACACACACACACACCCUCAAGGAAGUUAGUGACAGAAAGAUCCUAUAGAUAUUAUACAAAAUAAUAGUAACAUUCUGUGGUGACAAAAAACCAACAACAAAAAAAUUGGAAAGAAAAUGGUUGCCAAUCAAUUGGAAUUGGAAAAGCUGAAGUUGUAGUAUAUGAAUAUAAUGGAAUGUUGUUGUGCUGUAAGAAAUAGCCAAUGUGAGACAUUUGAAAAAAGUUGGAAGAUUUGUAUGAACUGAUAAAGAGUCAAAAAAUAAAACCAAGAGAAUAACAUACACAAUGACUACAAUAAUGCAAAUAAAACUUAUACUGAAAUGCAACCAAACAUUAA
Messenger RNA from Phascolarctos cinereus (koala), 4921 nucleotides. RefSeq names its product integrin alpha FG-GAP repeat containing 2 (gene ITFG2). Gene Ontology annotation, molecular function: protein binding. The record is from RefSeq and is a predicted model, not a curated record. Gene Ontology annotation, biological process: regulation of TOR signaling. Gene Ontology annotation, cellular component: KICSTOR complex. Lineage: Eukaryota; Metazoa; Chordata; Mammalia; Diprotodontia; Phascolarctidae.